AUGUACUUCUUCCUCCUCAACCUCUCCCUCCUCCACCUUGGCUCCAUCUCCACCGCUGUCCCCAAAUCUAUGUCCAAUUCUCUGUGGGAUAUCAGGUCCAUUUCCUACUCGGGAUGUGCUGCACAGCUCUUUUUCAUUGUCUUUUUCAUUUUGGCUGAGUAUUCCCUUCUCACUGUCAUGGCCUAUGACCGCUAUGUUGCCAUCUGCAGACCCCUGCACUAUGGGACCCUCAUGGGCAGCAAGGCCUGUGUCAGAAUGGCAGCAGCUGCCUGGGCCAGUGGCUUUCUCAGUGCUGUGCUGCACACUGCUAAUACAUUUUCAGUAGCAUUCUGCCAAGGGAACACAGUAGACCAGUUCUUCUGUGAGAUUCCCCAGAUCCUCAAGCUCUCCUGCACAGACUCCUACCUCAGGGUGGUCUGGGCACUUGUGGUUACUGCCUGUUUAAUCUUUGGCUGCUUUGUUUUCAUUGUGCUGUCCUAUGUGCAGAUCUUCAGGGCUGUGCUGAGGAUCCCCUCUGAGCAGGGCCAGCACAAAGCCUUCUCCAUGUGCCUCCCUCACCUGGCCGUGGUCUCCCUGUUUUUCAGCACUGUAGUAUUUGCUGCCCUGAAGCCUCAGUCCCUCUCCUCCUCAACUCUGGAUCUGGUGGUGGCUGUUCUGUAUUCAGUGGUGCCUCCAACAGUGAACCCCCUCAUCUACAGCUUGAGGAACAAGGAGCUCAAAGAUGCACUAAAGAAAUUGAUCCAGUGA
This is a messenger RNA of Rhea pennata, 747 nucleotides long. RefSeq names its product olfactory receptor 14A16-like. The coding region runs from base 1 to 747 and encodes 248 amino acids. Gene Ontology annotation, molecular function: odorant binding; G protein-coupled receptor activity; olfactory receptor activity. NCBI's taxonomy places the organism in Eukaryota, Metazoa, Chordata, Aves, Rheiformes, Rheidae. Gene Ontology annotation, cellular component: membrane. The record is from RefSeq and is a predicted model, not a curated record. Gene Ontology annotation, biological process: G protein-coupled receptor signaling pathway. The transcript has a single exon.